Molecule: messenger RNA, 433 nt
Organism: Mastomys coucha (southern multimammate mouse)
Lineage: Eukaryota; Metazoa; Chordata; Mammalia; Rodentia; Muridae
Gene: Scgb1c1
Product: secretoglobin family 1C member 1
Exons: 3
Coding region: 8-295 (95 amino acids)
Source: RefSeq, a predicted model, not a curated record
UGUCAUCAUGAAAGGGAGCAGCGUUCUUCUGCUGGUGGCUCUAACCCUGCUCUGCAUCUGUGGGCUGACUAGAGCAGAGGAUGACAAUGAGUUUUUCAUGGAAUUCCUGCAAACACUCCUGGUGGGAACCCCGGAAGAACUCUUUGAAGGGCCCCUGGGCAAGUACAAAGUCAAUGACAAGGCCAAGUCCGCAAUGAUAGACCUCAAGUCCUGCAUCGAUGAACUGAAGCCUGUGCAUAAGGAGCAACUGGUCAAGCUGCUGGUGCAAGUGCUAGAUGAUCAAGAGGACACAUAAACAGGCCCGAAACACGGCUUGACUUCCAUGAGUGACAGGACCAGUUGUACAGCAGCCAUUGGAUGUGCCAAGAUCACUGCUUCUUAAUGAAUAAAUUCACCCUCGAACUGUUAAAUCAAUAAAGCCUACUGCAGCCCG